Molecule: messenger RNA, 3256 nt
Organism: Portunus trituberculatus (swimming crab)
Lineage: Eukaryota; Metazoa; Arthropoda; Malacostraca; Decapoda; Portunidae
Exons: 3
Coding region: 536-2977 (813 amino acids)
Source: RefSeq, a predicted model, not a curated record
UUAGAAUCAACUUUUAGGAUUCGAUGCUGUAUCUUCCUCCUGGAUGGUACAGUGACGGUGUGGGAGUAAACGUUCAAGGUAGUGUUGUGUGCAUCUUUCGCAAGAGUUUUGACGUCUAUAUUUCUUGAGGCAGACGACCUGUGGGGAGGGGAGGCAGGCUGGUGGUCGAGAAAUGAGGGACUAGACUCGAGUGCUGCUGGGAGUCUGCCCUCCGAGAAAAGGCAGAGGACGGAAUCAAGUUAUCUCAAAGAGUAAGACACCCUGAUAGUAGGCGUUGUAAGGACCAGCCUUCCUAAUCUGAACGUCUACCUGUUCACCACCAGGUGCAAGAAUUACGUGCUUUUACCUCUGAAUAUUGUCCCCCGUGGUCAGAAAGCCUCACGAGCCGUCCCCGUGGUGAAGAGGGAAGUGUUAAUUUACUGUUGAACAGUGUUCCUGCGGUGUGUGGCAACACUACCUGCAGGCCAGAGGUGCCUACUUGUGGCUGCUGUUCCUCCCUCUAUGAAGUUAAUCAGUAUGAUGGAAAAAGGGAAAGAUGGUGGACGACUUGUCUACUGAAGCCCUGAUACAGAGGUUCCAGGAGGAGUGCCGCAGCUGCACCUAUCCAACAGAUGCUACCAGUAUCAAGAAGCGCUACAAGGAUACUGCUCUCAUCCUCUUCAAGGAGGACUUGGAUGAUGGCAGCCUCAGGAACUAUCUCACAUUUGGGACUCGUCGUUCAUCGUCUGUCAGUCAGUAUGGCAACACUCCUGUUGUCAUCCGCAGGUCCCGCAGCUCCAAUGGGGAGUUGACAACAGUAGUGGAGCAGGUGUCUGCCCUCCAGGGCCGCUCCACCAGAAGCAAUUACACUCUGUUAGAAGCAGGAGAGAAAGACACAGAUUCUGAUUUUGAAAAUGACUUUCAGGAAAGCAGAUUUAACAGUGAUGACAGUUUUGCAAUUAAGGAAAAUUAUGAAAAAGACUCUAAACAUAAAGCAGACUCAACUGAAAGUAUACAAAAGGAUCAAGUUCAUGAAGCCAGCAAUGUCGACACCCAGUCUACUGUACAUCUACAGGAGAGCACUUCAACCAUUAAUGACCAACAAAGCCAAGAACACAAUAUUAAGAAGAGCUUUAGCCAUAAUGAUCCUUCAGCACAUCCCUGCAGGGAUAAUGUUGAAGUUGAAGCAAUUCAGCUGUCUGAAGAAUACAGGAAGCAUGACAAGAAAAGGAUAUCCAAAAAUAGUGAAGAAAUAAAGACCGAAAUGUCAGAGUUAUCAGCAUUUGAUGAAAACAAGCAGCUAACUGCAGAGAUCCAUAAGGACCAUAUAUCAUCUGCAAGCUCAGGACACAGCAUCAAUCAGCAGGUACCAGAUGACUCUUCCUUACAUACCACAUCAGAGGAGAAAGAUGCUAGCCGAACAUUCCUACUGAAUACCUGUGAACCAACAUCCAUUAUCACCAAUGAUAAAGUCCAGAAAAGAAGGUCCACUCCUGAAAUAGACCAUGCAGCAAUAUUAAGGGAAUUUGUGCAGCAACCUUCUCGACGAAGCAAGUCCCUACCUCAGAGCAAGAAUGAAGCUAACCUCAGUGCUCCUGAGACAUCCAUUAGGGAGGAACCAAAGAAAAACCUAAAAUAUGUGGAAUUGAAAAUUGUUGAAUCUUCUGACAACAUCUUUGAACAAGGAAACAGGGAAAUUGAUGCUCCAGACACAGAGAAGGCUCUCACCACAUCAGACAUCCCUCACCUCAGUGAUGAAAGUGAUGUUGUUUUCAUUGAUGCAGGAUCACCCUCACUCUCUAGGGCUAAAUUUUCCUGUGACUCUUGCUCAGGGUCCACUGAGGAGGUGCUACAGAGCAAAGAAAAUAGUUAUUUAGACAAAACUAUAGAUAUAACAGCUGCCACUCCCCAAACCUCAGAGUCCAGUACAGUUAAUUUAGACAAGAAUGUAGACACACAAGAUAAAUCCAUUGGCACUUAUCAAGACCCAGGAUCUGAUACAGUAUCUAAGAAUUCAGAAACCAAGAAAGAAGAGAUAACAACACGGAGAAGACACGACAGUCACAAUAGCUUUAGAGACCUUCCCAUUAGGAGCCCCACACCCCCAAGGAGGAAGCCGCAGAAGUCUCCCCGAACACCUAAAUUAAGGGAGAAGACUAGGAACCGGAACUCCUCAUUGGCCCUUACAUCUGAUGAAGAGGCUCAGGAGCUACUUGCUAAUGGCACACGGUCAGCUUCACCCACUUCCAAGACAGGGGACCUUAGAUUUUUCUCAUUCUCCUUAAGGAAAGAGAAGAGCAAGAGUGCAACAAAUCUUGGAUCCAAAAGAAAUCGGGACAGAGUGAGGCUGACCUCAGUGAAGCUUUCCUUAGAGGACCCUGGAGCAGUAAAUCCAAAACUAGCAUCUAGCAGGAUCGAGGAUAGCCAUCUUGAUAACUCAGGGAAAAGAGUUGGUGUCCGUAGCAUGAUGAUAGAUGGGACCAUCAAACGAAACUUCAUUGUAAUCCAUCCAUCUGAUGACUCUGAUACCAUUGGCCUGGCUCCCAUGACGCCUCAGGCUGAUCAGAAAGAGAUCACGCCUGUCAGCACCCCAGAGGCACUCUCCACAGUCAAGACUCGUAUCACAGCUCCCAACCCAGAGAAGCUCGAGGUGAUGAAACGAAUAUCCUCCCAGACAAAGUUGAAGGAAGAGCUCUCAGAUAUUCCUGAAAAUUUGAAAGAUGAAUCAAGGGGAAGUUUUCGAGGAUCCUUUAGUGUUUCUCAUAUUUCUAGAAGUUUAAGAAUAAAACAAAACAAGAAGAAUUUAGAACAUCUACCAUUGAAAACUUCACAUAGUUUGUCCAGUGAGCCAGUGUGCCCUAGUCCCUCCAGCUCCCAGAUACUAUAUAAGUCUCCCUCAUCACUGUCAAGGGUAGACUGUGACUCACCUGUUUCAGCUCAAAAAGUUCACCAUACCGGGGACUCCAGGACUGUGUCAAAAUUCUGUGUUGUUAUGUGAUGAUUAAAUUAGUAUAUUUUAGAGUUGCUGGUGUCAUGCACUCAUCAGUAGACUUAGACAGAAGCUAUCUUUGACUGGCAGCUACACUACUGUGAAAGUGAAGAAGCAAGAAUAGAUGCCACAUUUCAUUGUAUUCACUUUUUUAUUUUUUUUCUAUUUUCUGUAUUAAUUUUUUUUGUACAGAACCAAGGCUAUACUGUUAAUUCCAAAUGUGAUUUGGCUGUGAGUGCAUGUGUAUUCUAUUAACGCCUAGAAGAAUAAAAAGCCCUGUAACAGAAA